UGGCUGUGCACUCCAACACACAUACACACAAUUUCUCCAAUUCGCACACAAAUUGUCUGUAGAUUCCUCUACACAAUUUACGCAAUCCGUACAUAUUUCCAUCUCUCUCCCUUUUUCUUUAUAACACUGUGCAUAGGCGUUUUUGUAUACCCACGCACGGAAGAAGAAGAAGAAGAAAGAAAGAGAGAAAGAAGAAUUUGGAGGAGAAUGGAAAAGCCCAAUGGGUCGACGACGCAGGCGGCGGAGGGAACAGCGGUGGAUCCGGUUGCGGAGUGGAUGGUGCCAGGUGGCGAGACCGGGCUCGAAGAGCCCAUGUGGCAGUUGACACUCGGCGGUGGUGGGUCCGAACCAUACCCGGAACGGCCCAACGAUGCUGACUGCAUUCAUUACCUGCGUACCGGUUUCUGCGGCUAUGGCGAUCGCUGUCGGUUCAAUCACCCCCGAGACCGUAUCACUGCGGCUAUCAAAGCUAUGAGGUAUAGUGGGGAAGAGUACCCAGAAAGAGUGGGUCAGCCGGUUUGCCAGUACUAUAUGAGGACAGGAAUGUGUAAAUUUGGGGCUUCUUGCAAGUAUCACCAUCCAAGACAGAGAGCUGGUGGAUCACCUGCUGCAGUGCCACUUAAUAUUUAUGGAUGCCCUUUGCGACCGGGUGAAAAAGAAUGUUCAUACUAUAUAAAAACAGGGCAGUGCAAAUUUGGUAUCACCUGUAAAUUUCAUCAUCCGCAGCCAGCUGGCCUUCAACUUCCAGCACCAACUGCUGUGCCUGCACCAGCACCUGUAGUCCCACCAGCCGUUUACCCAAUUGUACCAUCUCCUAUUCAAUCAUCUCAACAGUAUGGUGUAAUGCCUGGAAACUGGUCAAUCCCCAGGCCAGUACUCUUUCCAGGUUCUUACAUUCCAGGAACUUAUAGUCCUAUGAUACUUCCCCCUGGUCUAGUUCCGGUUCCAGGGGGUUGGACUGCUUACCAGGCACCAAUUAGUCCAGUUGCCUCUCCUCAUCCUCAAACCAAUUCUGGAGUUGGAUCAGUUUUUGGCUUCUCACAAUUAUCGUCCUCAGCAUCUGCAUAUCCAGGAGCAUAUGUGUCUGUUACAUCUCCCGUCACUCAAUCAAGUAGCCAGAAGGAGCAUGCAUUUCCCCAAAGACCUGGCGAACCUGAAUGUCUACAUUACAUGAGAACAGGGGAUUGUAAAUUUGGAUCUUCGUGUAGAUAUCAUCAUCCGCCAGAAUGGGGUGGAACACUAACAAGUUUUUUACUCAGCCCCAUGGGCCUUCCUCUACGCCCGGGUGCACCAAUUUGCUCCCACUACUCACAAAAUGGCAUAUGCAAUUUUGGGCUCACUUGCAAAUUUGACCAUCCGAUGGCAACACUCACUUACAGUCCGUCUGCAUCUUCCCUUGCUGAUGUACCUACUGCACCCUAUCCCAUCAUUGCUACUCCGGUUCUACCUCCGUCUUCAGGAUUGAGACCCGAAGCCAUUUCUGGAUCCCCCAACACGAGGACCCAUAUGAACAGUGAUCCCACUCCCCGUUCCAGUGGUAAGCAGUCUGGUAGCUAUGGAUGUGAGGUUUCCACGUCAAGCUAAAAAAUCCGGCUCAUGUUUCUUUUUGAUUGCUCAACAACCCAUGGAGUAUAUCCUUAUAUAUUUUUGUGUCAUUCUGUCCAUCCUUAUGAAGCUUUUCUUGCCUUGGUCAUCAUCAAUCCCACCAAAGCUCUGUUCAUAGUAACAUGGGCAAUUGUCUUGUUCUAUUUUUAUCAAGUAAAAAACAAAACAUUCUUCAAAAGAUCCCACAACCCUCAAAAGACCCCUCUGUACCUAGUAGCUAAACUUCUGAAUAAAAACCAAGCAACCCCUCACCUCCGAACAUGAAGAAUUCACAUCAAUGCUCAUUUUUUGGAGCAGCCAGCUUUUGUUUAUUUAAGGUCAAGUCCCUUUUCGGAACGAAAAAAGGAUUUGCUCCCUGCGAAACUCAAAAUUGUCCAUCCAUUUUUUUUACUUCACUCUUUGGUUUUGGGGACAGGCUGCUCUCAAUUUGGCCAAGGGGCGUGAGUUUCAGGUUCUCUCUUGUUUUUUUCUCCACCUUUUUGUGGCCUGGGGCUGUGUUGUGCAAAACAAAAACAAACUGAUGAUUAUGAUGAGAAAGUGCCAAGCAAGGCAAUGUAAUGCUGCCUUUAUAGGGCAUGAUCCAUACUUGUGAUAUAUGACUUUAUGUGUUUGACUGAGAUGAUUUUUAUCACUAUAUACACACCUUAUGGCCAAAACUUUAAUGUUGUAAG
Molecule: messenger RNA, 2276 nt
Organism: Cuscuta campestris
Lineage: Eukaryota; Viridiplantae; Streptophyta; Magnoliopsida; Solanales; Convolvulaceae
Source: the annotation of a GenBank genome assembly